AUAGUUGUCAUAGUGUCACCAGCUUAUAUAUCAAAAUGUCAACAACUGACAAACACUGUAACAAAAGCAAAAUUGAUCAAUUGCAUAAUCCUCUCGCAUUUAGAUCUGCUCGAUUCUGGCCGCAGCUCCACCAACAUGCAGAUCGCGCCGGCCUUGAUCGCCUUCAGCCUCGACUUCUUCGACGCCUCCAGCAUCUGCAUCAGCAGCUUCAGCGCGCACGAGCUCGCCUUGUUGCAGAUCUCGUCGGAGACGAUCUCCAGCAACGAUUUGAAGCGUGUCAAUGGAAAAUUGCUACUAGCCAAUCCUCAAUCACAACGAAUCGAGAUUGAACACUACCUCAAUACACAGAACCACAGAUUGAGAAUCGCACUAUAUGAGCGGCGGCGGCGGCAGACGGCGCUCCUGGUGAGGAGUUACGAUUCGAAGAUCCAGUCUCUACCGAAGCAGAGCGACGACGAGAUCUCGAGAGCGGGUGGAGGAAAAUGGACCUGGAGGAAUGGGUGA
This is a messenger RNA of Salvia splendens (bonfire salvia), 504 nucleotides long. RefSeq lists its product as uncharacterized. The coding region runs from base 136 to 504 and encodes 122 amino acids. The record is from RefSeq and is a predicted model, not a curated record. The transcript is spliced from 2 exons. NCBI's taxonomy places the organism in Eukaryota, Viridiplantae, Streptophyta, Magnoliopsida, Lamiales, Lamiaceae.